Molecule: messenger RNA, 7080 nt
Organism: Camellia sinensis
Lineage: Eukaryota; Viridiplantae; Streptophyta; Magnoliopsida; Ericales; Theaceae
Product: chromatin modification-related protein EAF1 B
Cellular component (GO): NuA4 histone acetyltransferase complex
Source: RefSeq, a predicted model, not a curated record
UUCGUCUGCAUGUCCAGCCCACUAGUCGCAGAGGACGCAUAGUACUACAAUUUUAGAGAGAGAAAAUAAUUUCGGGAGAGAGAGAGAGAGAGUUAGGGGAGAAGCACAAAGACGAACCAGAAAACGAAAACAGAUAUAGACUAUAUCUAUAUCUUUAUAUAUACCUGUACAUAUAUAUAUAUAUGUAGAAGAGCAUGAGAGAGUUUCAGAGGGGACUCAAUGCUUCUAUGGCUGACAUUCUCUAGGGCUAAUUCGUGUGCUCUUAAUUGAGUUUCGUUCCAUCAAACCAAAACCCUAGAAGAUAGAGGAAGUUCCAGUGUUAGCCCUAGCUGCGAAUUCGCGAAGAGCUGUUUGGAAUUCAGGAACUUGAUAGAAGUCAUGAAUCAAUGAGAGGGGGACACUGGUAGGUAAUAAGGUAGGAAUGCAUGGAUGUAGCUUAGGAUCUGCUCUUCUAGUCAAUGCUGAGGUUGAUUCCAUGGGAGGAGUUGUUGACGGCGGAGUUGGAAUUGAUACCAAAUCCUCUCCGCGACAAGCAGCAAUUGAGAAGGCUCAAGCAGAACUUAGGCAGGAGUAUGAUGUGCGUGAGGAAAGGAGAAGAGAACUAGAAUAUCUGGAGAAAGGUGGCAAUCCCUUGGAAUUCAAAUUUGGGAAUGCAGCUUCUGUUAGUGUCCAAUCUACUUCACUGACUGAUCAACCUUCUGAGCAGUUUGUAACCAGUGAAGCUAAAGGUAGUUUUGCAUUGACUGCUUCACCACGUGGAGAUUCUGUUGAAAGUAGCGGUAGACUGGGGGCUCCUACUGUUUGUGAACCCAAUAGUGCUGAUAAUCUCUUGUUAUUUGACGUUGAAAGUGAAUUUCUUGAAGGUGAAAGAAACUCUAUAUGUCCUACUAGGAGUAACAUUGCUCCAUCAGAACGGUCUUCCCAGUUGGAUGGGAGUCAAAAUGCUAAAGAAUCAGGGGACUCAGCUGCAUUUGACCUCCCACAAAAUCGAGCAUACAAGCGAAGAAACAGGUCACGACCAAAUCGUGAUGGUGCUCGAUCAAGUUCAACCGAUAUAGUUCCAUCUCGAAGUGGUCAUGCCUCUUCUUUGCCUUCACGCCAUGGUCGAAAAGAUGGAAAAGGGUUGGUGCUUGAUACAAACAACCAGAAGGAUCCGAGUGUUUCUUUGAAUUGUAAUUCAAAGCUUAUAAGUCCAAAUGGUGGUAUGGCUUCUAGGGCAUUGCCUUCUGAUAGUCGGUUAGAUAAGGAGUUGGAUGGUGUGCGGGCUGUUGAAUCAACUACUGGACUCACCAAAGUUGGUGUGCCUGAUUUUAACACUUCCAGAAGCUCGCAAGAUAACCAACAUAAUCAACACUCAGAAGUUGAUGGUCAGGAAACUUCUGCUGUGGCUUCUGGGGGGCCUGAAUCUGUUGGUGGAAGGGAACAGGUAGUUUCAGCUGGUCUUGAAUUUUCUUCUUGUGUAGCUACAGUGAAAGCGGAGAAUCAAGCCAGCUCUGGUCAACUGAAUGGGUGUAGCAGUGCCAAGGGAGAUAGAAAGAACAUACCAAUUGAAGUUCAAAAUAGCAGUGCCGCAUUCAGCACAAAGGUUUUAGAUUUGGAAUCCUCAUGCACCAAAACCAGCCUUAGCAUAGAUGGAAAUAAUGAUAAAGAGCCAUGCAAUAAUUUAAGAAACGUUGAUUCCAAUGGGAAUGUUAAGGAACAAGCCUUAGUGUUUGAAGGGACACCAAAUAUGGAAGGUCAUGAAAUGUUAACAGAAAAGAAUGAGAAGAAAGCUGGUGACAAUUAUCCUUUCAUUAAUGAUGAGCACAAUUCCAUUCAUCAAAGCCCCCAAGGCAAUGGUUCUACUCUCAAAUCCAAGGAAGAAUUACACGGAAGUGGGUUUGGCUUGCAAAAUAUUGUGAAAUUCCCCUCUAGUGCUGAGGUAAUGGAACUGGAUGGCAAUACUGCUUUAGAGACAAAAAAAAUACCUGUAAACUCAAUGACUGAUAAUUCAAAUCCUCCAAAGGAAAGUGAUUGCACCGGUAGACUUCAGAGUUCUACGGAUUCUUCCAUUCAUAAUAAUUCUGAUCACCAGAAGGAAAAUGCUUUUGGUAGAGUUCGGGGUUCUACGGAUCCAUCUAUUCUUGGCCUUUCGGAGACUACAUUGUCUGUUAAGGGUUCCAAUGUUGCUCCUGAGCAACAACCUUGUUCGGAAAUCCACUCAAAAUUGGCAAACAAGGCACAUGAAGAUUCUAUUUUAGAAGAGGCUCGGAUUAUUGAGGCAAAGCGUAAAAGGAUUGCUGAGUUAUCUGUUGGUACCAUGCCCCUGGAAAAUCGUUGGAAAUCUCAUUGGGACUUUGUCCUUGAAGAAAUGGCAUGGCUUGCGAAUGAUUUUGCUCAGGAGCGUCUGUGGAAGAUUACUGCUGCUGCUCAAGUAUGCCAUCGAAUUGCUUCUACAUCCCGGUUAAGAUUUGAAGAACAAAACUUACGUUGGAAGCAAAAAAAAGUGGCCCACACCUUAGCAAAAGCUGUCAUGGAGUUCUGGCAUUCGGCAGAGGAGAUAAGCAAAGAGCUAGAGCUAGAAUGUCCUGGAAGAGAAUUUUCACAUGCUGUUGAGGGAUAUGCAGUGAGAUUUCUGAAGUAUAAUACCUCCUUUGUUCCAGUUGGCCUGGCAGAAGCACCAGCAACGCCUGACAGGAUAUCUGAUUUUGGUAUUCUAGAAAUGUCUCAGGACAAUCACGUAAAAGAAGAAAACCUCUUUUACACAUUGCCCCUUGGUUCAAUGGAAGCAUACAAAAAAUCAAUUGAAUCUCAUUUGGCACAAGUUGAGAAAACUGGCAGUAGCAUCCAAGAGGAAGUAGAGACUUCUAUGUAUGAUGCUGCAGCAGAUAAUGCAUAUGAAGAGGAUGAAAGAGAAACAAGGACCUACUAUUUUCCUGGUGCCUUUGAAGGUAGCAAGCCAUCCAAAUUUUCCCAGAAGAACAGGAAAAACUCAACCAAUUCUCACACUGCUAGAUCAUAUGAUCUGGGAACUGAUUUGCCAUUCAUGCCAUGCGUGGAAAACAAAGUUGGGACCCAGCAAUCUGUGUUAAUGGGAAAACGGCCUGCCAACAAUCUUAAUGUUGGUAUGAUUCCAACAAAACGUAUACGGACUGCUUCAAGGCAGAGGAUUUUAAGUCCUUUCAGUGCUGCCACUUCUGGGGGUGUUUAUGGUCCUAACAGGACAGGGGCUUCCAGCGGUGAUACCAAUUCUUUUCAGGAUGACCAGAGUACUUUGCGUGGUGGAUCCCAGAUCCCAAAUGGUUUGGAAAUUGAGUCAAUGGGUGACUUCGAAAAGCAAUUACCAUUUGACUCCACAGAAGUAUCAAAACCUAAAAAGAAAAAGAAGCCAAAGCAUCUGGGUUCCACAUAUGAGCAGAGAUGGCAGCUUGAUAACAAUUUUCAAACUGAACAGAGGGAUUAUUCAAAAAAGAGAUUGGACAGUCAUCAACUUGAAUCUCAUGGAAGCAGUGGUUUAUUUGGUCAACACAUUAUGAAGAAGCCGAAGAUGAUGAGGCAAUCACGAGAUAAUUCUUUUGACAAUCUUACUCCAAUGACUGGGUCAAUUCCUUCUCCGGUGGCUUCCCAGAUGAGUAAUAUGUCCAACCCUAAUAAGCUCAUUAAAAUCCUUGGUGGCCGGGAUCGGGGAAGGAAAGCCAAAUCUUUAAAGAUGCCUUCUGGACAGCCAGGGUCAGGAUCUCCAUGGUCGCUAUUUGAGGAUCAGGCCCUUGUUGUCCUUGUACAUGAUAUGGGUCCAAAUUGGGAGGUUGUAAGUGAUGCUAUUAACAGUACUUUGCAAUUCAAGUGUAUAUUCCGUAAGCCCAAAGAAUGCAAGGAACGCCAUAAAAUUUUAAUGGAUGGGACUGUAGGUGACGGAGCUGAUAGUGCCGAAGAUUCAGGGUCUUCUCAAGCUUAUCCGUCAACCUUACCUGGCAUUCCUAAGGGCAGUGCCAGACAAUUGUUUCAACGUUUGCAGGGGCCAAUGGAAGAAGAUAUGAUCAAAUCUCAUUUUGAGAAAAUCAUUAUGAUUUCACAAAAGCAGCAUUACCGUAGGACACAGAAUCAUAACCAGGAUCCAAAACCAAUCCAGUCACAUAAUUCUCAUACAAUUGCUAUUUCCCAAGCUUGCCCAAGUAACCUGAAUGGAGGGCCUCCACUCACGCCUCUUCAUCUCUGUGAUUCAACUGCAUUAAACCCCGACGUUCUUCCCUUGGGUGGUUUAGCAGUAUCAAAUCAUGGCAAUGUUGCAUCUGCCCUUCCUGCUUCUAGUGCAAAUUCUUCAUUGCAAGGAUCUACCAACAUGGUUCUUGGCAAUAACUUUUCAUCUCCAUCUGGUUCGCUAAACCCAUCUGUUAGGGAUGGUAGAUAUGGAGUACCUAGAUCUUCAUCUUUAUCUAUUGAUGAACAGCAGAGAAUGCAGCAAUAUAAUCAGAUGUUAUCUGGUAGAAAUAUUCAGCAGUCUGGCCUGUCCGUUUCUGGGGUUCCUCCAGGGACUGAUCAUGGUGUUCGCAUGUUGCCUGGUGGGAAUGGUGUGGGCAUAAUGUGUGGGAUGAAUAGAAGCAUGCCUAUGGCAAGGCCUGGGUUUCAAGGAAUUGCUCCUCCAUCAAUGGUGAACUCUGGGAGUAUGCUUUCUUCCAGUGUGGCGAUGAUGCCAAGCCCUGUUAAUAUGCACUCUGGAGUUGGUUCUGGUCAAGGGAACUCAAUGUUGAGACCUCGGGAUACUUCGAAUAUGAUGCGGCCUGGCCAGAGUCCUGAGCACCAAAGGCAAAUGAUGGUGCCAGAUCUUCAAAUGCAGCAGGUCCCCCAAGGGAACAACAACCAAGGAGUCCCUCCUUUUGGUGGGUUAACUUCUGCUUUCUCCAAUCAGACAUCAUCUCCUGUUCAGCCAUACCCACUCCAUCAGCAGCAACAUCAACAAUCCCAUGUGCUCAAUAAUCCUCGCCAUCCUCAUCUUCAAGGACCGAACCAUGCCUCGAGUACCCAGCAUCAUCAAGCCUAUGCAAUUCGCUUGGCAAAGGAGAGACAAAUGCAGCAGCGUUUAAUGCAGCAGCAGCAGCAUCAACAAUUUGCUGCAUCCAAUGCUCUGAUGCCUCAUGUACAACCACAGUCACAACUCCCUAUUUCGUCAUCUCUGCAAAAUAGUUCCCAAAUUCAACCUCAAAAUUCUUCGCCACCAGUGUCAUUGCCUGUGACUCAAUCAUCCUCGAUAACUCCCAUAUCACAGCAUCAGCAGAAGCUUCACAUGCCUCAUGGGAUAAACAGGAACACUCAAACUGCUGGUAGUGGGUUGACCAAUCAGAUGGGAAAGCAACGGCAACGACAACCACAACCGCAACCGCAGCAGCAACAGUCAUUUCAGCAAUCUAGUAGGCAACACCCUCAGCAACGGCAACAGUCACAGUGUCAACAGCAGGCUAAACUUAUCAAAGGAGUAGGGAGAGGGAACAUGCCAAUGCAUCAGAAUGUCACGAUGGAUCCUUCUCUUCUGAAUGGCCUUUCCACAACUCCAGGCAACCAAUCUGCAGAGAAAGCAGAGCAGGUAAUGCAUUUGAUGCAAGGCCAGGGUUUAUAUCAUGGGUCAGGACUACUCCCUGUUCAACCAUCUAAGCCUUUAAUGCCUCCUCAUUCUUCAAAUCAGUCCCACCAUCAGCAAAAGAUGUAUUCUGGCCAAGCAAUUCCUUCAUCAAAGCCAGUCCAGCAGAUGCUCUCUCAUUCAGAUAAUAGCAAUCAAGGAGGACAUGCUGCACAAGCCACUUCUUCUGGGCAUAUGUUACCAGUUUCUCCCCAAGCUGUUCAACCUUCGGUUAUGGCUUCUUCAAACCACCAGCAGGUACAGCCACACCAAAAAUCAGUGAAUCAAACUAAGCCACUUGUUCAAAGAGUGUUUCAACAGAAUCCUCAACUGAAUUCUGACCCACAAAGCAAGUCGCAAGCAGAUCAAGCUCAAGCUCAAGCUCAAACUGACCAGAAACCUGUGAGCAACUCAUCUCAGAUGGGUACAACAACAGCAACAAUGCCUCAGUCCUCUGUUGAUACAAAUACUGCAAUGCCAGUCGUUUCGUCUUCGAGUGCUCAGUGGAAAACACCGGAACAGAAGUAUGAUUCUGGUUUGCCAAAUCCAUCAACGAAGUUGACUCCUGUUGUGAGUCUGCCUUUGAACAAUUCUGCUGGAAGCGAACCUAUGCCUACUGUUAGUCAAGGGCUAGGGCAGGGGCAGUCAUCAGGUGGCUUGCCCCCUCAUGGAGAUAACAUUGGUGCACAGCGGAAGCAGCAGUCCCAGCUGCAACUGCCUUCAACACCUCCUACCCCACCACCUCUGCAGCAACAACAAUCACUGCAACAGCAGAUGCCACCACAACAGCAAUCUCAGCAGCAGUCACAGCAUCUGCAAGCAGGGAAUAACAGUUUGUAUAUCAGACCCACUAACUCUAGAAUGGAAUGAAGCACUUUCAAUGGAUUGGGCAAUUCCUGGAGCUGCUGAUCCUGCGCAAGUUGGGUUGGCAUGCCACUUGUAAUAGCAGUGUACAGAUAAAGCUAAUCACCCAAUGUGGAAUUGUAAGAUGAAAGAGGCGGUGAUUGUUGCAGGUUGUGUUAGAAGCUUAGUGAAGGGAAUACUGGCAGGGUAAAAAAAUUUUUGGGUAUUAUGUAUAUUACUGUAGCCCUAGAACUUGAGGAAGAUAGAGACAGAAAGAGAGGUAUGUGUACAGGGGUCUCAUCUCUCCUUUUGCACUACGUUUUUUUUUUUUUUUUUUAUUCGUUGGAAAUUUUGCCUUAAUUGGUUCCCCUGCUCAGGAUGGAGGGGCCUUAUUUGUUGGUGCCCCAAUAGAUUAGCUAGGCUCAUGUAUUAUUUCCCUUGGAUUUUAAGGGGGUAUCGAUCAUUGAUAUGGCCAUAAUAGCCUUUUGGAAAUUUUGUGAAUACCAAGUUUUAUGGUGUAUACCUACCUACCUACCUACCUUCCUUAAUCAAUGUAAGAACACUACCAUGCAUAACUGCUGCAGGCAAUUCUUGUGUACAGUACCAGUAGGUGUUUGAGGGCUUUCUAAAGAUGACAUUUUUAUUUA